UGGCGAAACCACGCCCCUCGUAUUGGUGGGAAUUAUUUACAUGUUGAGCCUCAAAAUACAGUAAGACAUGAAGACAAGCGGUGGUGGCUAUCACACACCAUUUGAACUGACCACCUAAGAAUUGUAAUGUCCUUAUAUUCAGACUCAGGCGGACGUAUGACUCUCAGAUGUAAAUUCUGUGAGGUGGAGCAGCAGGGAGAGACCCAGGGGAGACUAGCGACAGGUAUCGUGGACGAUACUAUUCACAUACCUUUACCAUCGGAUGUGCAAUAUAGCUCCGGUGAGUUUGAGGUGCCUCGGCCAAAUGUCUUACUUAGUAAUGAUAGAUCCUGUGGAUCCAACGCUGAAGCUGAGGAUUUCAUCCUACAUGCUCAGUUUAUGAGCUCUGUAUACCCGAAAAGCAGGUCGUGCUGCCUUAAGGAUUAUUAUCCACACAGUACUGAUGAAGAACAUGCGUGCAUGCAGAUGGGGAAAAGUUUACACGCGUGCGAUAGUUAUCAAAGUUUUCCUCAAACUCAUGGGAGAUGUUUAAUAAAACUUCGGUCAGAGGACACGGGGGGUGGAGAUAACGGAUUCGACUGGAUGAAAACAAAAAGAAACAAUUCAAAAAGAUUCUCGCUUGCUUGCGGCCUGAAUACCGCAACAGCUCGCACCAUCUUCACUACCAGACAGGUGACAGAACUGGAGAAGGAGUUUCACUUCAAUAAGUACAUCGGCAGGCACAGAAGAGCCGAGAUGGCGAGCGCGCUGCAUCUAAGCGAUUUGCAAGUAAAAAUCUGGUUCCAGAAUAGAAGAAUGAAGCAGAAGAAGCGGGAGAAGGAGGAGGCCCUUAUCCGAAUUACUCGCACUACGGAACUGCACUCUUCCUCCACAGGCUCCCAGCCUACUCACUUUCACAGCCACUCCUGCUAUCAUAACAGUGCCUCUACAUAGCCUGUAUGUGCCAAAUGACCAAUGGUGUUCAGCAGAUUGUUUGCACUAUUUCUAACUAAACCGAUAAAUAAUUCUACAUUUUAAUUUGUAUUGAUAAACUCUCAAAAGCAAGGCCUUAUACCUAAUUGGCCAUACAAUUAAUAGAAUUUAGAUUUCAGUGCCUUUAAAGCCUAAUAUUUUACCUGUAAUGUAUUUUUAAAUGUACUUUUUAUUAUGUAAAUGUCCUCAUCACUAAAAAAGAUAGUGUCUUGUCUCUGUUUAGAUUAUUAACAUGCAAUAUAUCAUU
Messenger RNA from Tachysurus fulvidraco (yellow catfish), 1219 nucleotides. RefSeq names its product homeobox protein Hox-D1-like. The coding region runs from base 127 to 933 and encodes 268 amino acids. The transcript has 2 exons. Gene Ontology annotation, biological process: regulation of transcription by RNA polymerase II. The record is from RefSeq and is a predicted model, not a curated record. NCBI's taxonomy places the organism in Eukaryota, Metazoa, Chordata, Actinopteri, Siluriformes, Bagridae. Gene Ontology annotation, molecular function: DNA-binding transcription factor activity, RNA polymerase II-specific; RNA polymerase II cis-regulatory region sequence-specific DNA binding. Gene Ontology annotation, cellular component: nucleus.